UGAUGCUUUUACAUCAUAUUAUUUAUUUUCAUUUAACACUGCCGUCAGACAGCGAGCGAUUAAAAACAUUUCACAGUACAUAACGUUAUUUUGUUUAUUCGUGAUGUUAUCUUAUCAUAAUUGCAACAAGACUAAACCAAUUCUAGCGUUUUUCGUAUUUAUCGACUUUUUUUUUAUCAAUUGAUACAUUAUUAAUCGAGUGUAAUUAUUACAUCGUAGCUUUGUUAAAAUGCACAAGAUGUCGCUAUGUGUGCGGUUGACGUAAGGGCGACGAUUCAGCCGAAUGGCGUGUAGUGUCAUGGCGGCGAUGCUGGAGUACGAUGACCCGCUUGUUCGCGCGUUACACGCUGGCUCUUCGCGAUUGCGUCGUAGUACGUCAAGGCAGAUAUUCGUUUUAUCGCGCGUACAAAGCGAGCGUCGAGAAAGAGGGGAUACGUAGACGAGCGACGAGCCACUGCGCAGAUGCUUAUUUUGCUUGGCCGGCACGGGGGGACGGGGGUGGACGCACGUUCAUGGGGCAUGGCGCGGUGCGCGUUCUAGUAAACAACUUGUGUGUGAGUCGCGCGGGGAAUCUGCGCCCCGGUCGAGUAGUCGCGAUAUUUAUUCAACGACGCGGCGUAUCGUACCGUCGCGCGCAACGACGCGUCGCGUCGUCGUCUGAAAAUCACAUUGUAUCGUUGGUAAAGUGAUCAAGAAAAAAAUUUACGGAUUAAUUCAGACUGUGUGAACCGACUUGAUUCACGGCCCGUUUCGUUUAUUAUGCGUACGUGCGCCCGCGAGUGAUUGUUGCUCGUGGUUUGCCGAGAAAAGUGUCCCGGAUCUAACGAGGAAGCGGUUUUACAAUCGUGUCCAAAAAGGAGCGGAGCAACUAUCAACGUCGAUAAUGCCGCGGUGAUGACUCCGGCACGAGACGUCUUGAGAUUCCCGACUGGACGCCGUGUUUCGGACGACAAACUGUCUGGAUAUCGCCGAGGAAGCAGGAUUAUUGUUACGGACAGUGUGCACUAAUCGGCGCCGAGAUUUCCGAAUCCGAGAUAGCGAAUGUCGAACCGGCACAUGUCUCGUAUAUUCCAUGGAAUUGCUUAGUGCGGUGACUCGCCGACGGUGCCGAUUUUCGAGCACGGUCGGCUGAUAUCUUCGUGCGUGCGCGCACGCGUGUACUCUCAGUCUCGUGGCACGCCCACGAGAUUUCUCGUGGUUCGCAUGUGGUAAACGAGGGGGUCAACGAAGUCGACAACGACAAACACGCCUCGAACAACGUCGAGGAAUGAUGUGCGGCGUCUUUGAGCGGCCGUUGCCGAGUCCGUCGCCGCAUUGACGCUCGAGCUCUCCGUUCGGACGAACAGGACGGCAUCGACGUCGAGAAGGCACAAGCGAAACGCCGACGUUCUCCCCCCAAAUUCGUGAUAAGCGCAGCGUCCCUUUUCCAUCGCGAGAGAAAUUUUCGUUCUUCCGAGAACGGGGCGACAAUGAAGUCUUCUCCGGUCGCGUGUCACGCGCGUAGAUUCUGCGGUGAUGCGGCGUUCGAUGAGGACGGGUCGAGCAGUGCUGCAUUUCUUCGGAGACUCGCUCCACCGCUUACUAUUGCCACUGUCUGUCAUCAUCGGAUCACGACGCGGCGUUCGAGGACGCCGACGGCGCGUCGCACCUGCCGACACCGACGUCGACGAUGGCGUGCGAUCUCUGCGAGCGUCUUCGCGGUCGAACGGAUGGACAUUUCGAUCUAGUGGACGCGAUACGGACAGAGGACAGCCGCAUGGCCGACUGGCCAUCGAGACGAAGACGCGACGAAAAUAACUCGUUGACAAGUGAUUCGAAAGCAAGUGGUGAAAAGCGCGAUAGAACUUCGAGGUGCGAUAGAAUCCCACUCGAUGAAUCGUCCGCGAGAUGUGCUUCGAACGUCGUGCGGUGGAAGCUCGCGAGCAGGCUCCAAGCCAAAUCGACGGAGUGGCGAAGACUCAUGUGGAUUGUUUUCCUGUUAGCCAUGGUAUCAAUGGUGAUCCAUCCCGGUCUCGCAGCAGCGCAGAAAAACAUAAGCACCGUCAAAUCUUUUAACACAGACGGAGUGUGCCAAAGUAUAGAUAUAAGAAAUAGCGUAAAUGAAUUGUCAAAGCUGGAAGGAUGCCGAGUGGUCGAAGGCUUCGUACAAAUUCUCUUGAUCGACCGAGCAGAGCCAUCCAACUACACGGACCAUGUCUACCCCGAACUGGUUGAAAUCACUGGAUAUCUUAUUUUAUACAGAGUAAAUGGUUUGAGGAGCAUCGGUCAUAUAUUUCCGAACCUGACAGUAAUUCGCGGGCACUCUCUCUUUAUCAAUUACGCUCUCGUGGCAUUUGAAAUGAUGCACCUGCAAGAAAUUGGCCUCCAUUCUCUUACCAAUAUUCUACGCGGAUCCGUGCGGUUCGAGAAGAAUCCGACGCUCUGCUACGUCAACAGCAUCGAUUGGGACAUCAUCGCCAAGGCUGGCAAGGGGGAGCAUGUCAUAUCGGGUAACAAGCCAACAAACGGUUGUCCGAUAUGCGACAGAAAUUGCCCAAAGAAGCAAACGAAACGCGAUGAGACUCUGUGCUGGAAUCGACUACACUGUCAGCGAAUAUGCGAUCCGAAGUGCGGGGAUGGCGCUUGCGACGAUACGGGAGCGUGCUGUCAUUCGUCCUGUCUAGGCGGAUGCACAGGACCGACGGUCAACGAUUGCAUCGUCUGCAGGAACGUGGUAAUUAACGGUACUGAAUGCAAGGAUCGCUGUUUAAACGGUACUUACGAGUUUAUGAAUCGGCGCUGCAUCGGAGAGCAGGAAUGUCGCAGAAUGCCGAAGCCGCGCGAGGCGUCUGACACCGUGAAAAAGUACCCGUACAAGCUAUUUAACAAUACCUGCGUGAUCGAGUGCCCGGCGGGUUACAUGGAGACAGAAGGGAACGACCCGUCCUGCCGGAAGUGCAACGGUCAAUGUCUGAAGGAGUGCCCCGGUUCGAACGUCGACAGCAUCGCCUCGGCGCAGAAACUGCGCGGAUGCACGCACAUCCAGGGUAGUCUCGAGAUACAGAUACGCGGCGGCAAGAACAUCGUGAAGGAGCUCGAAGAUAGUCUGAGUAUGAUCGAGGAGAUAGACGGUUAUCUGAAGAUCGUACGCAGCUUCCCGCUGAUAUCCCUCAACUUCCUGAAGAACCUGCGCGUGAUACGCGGCAACACUCUCGAAAACCACAAGUACAGUCUUGCCGUGUUCGACAAUCAGAAUCUUCAGGAGCUCUGGGACUGGGAAACGCAUCCGAACCUCACCAUUCUGUCGCCGGCGGGUCCCGCCAAGCUCUUCUUCCACUUCAACCCGAAGUUGUGCCUGCAGAAAAUCGAAAUAUUGCGAGACAAGGCCAAAUUGGAAGAUUUUAACGAUCACGAUGUGGCGUCGAGCAGCAACGGUGACAAGGUCGCGUGCAACGUCACCCAGCUGAAGACGAAGGUUAUCAAGAAGACAUCCAGAGGUGCCAUUAUCGAGUGGGAGGCUUAUACGCAUCACGACACCAGAUCUCUUUUGGGCUACGUUGUUUAUUUUAUCGAGGCGCCUAACCGGAACGUGACGAUGUACGACGGCCGCGACGCUUGCGGCGGUGAUGGCUGGCGAGUGGAAGACAUCUCCGCUGAUAGCGUGAUGCCGCAGUCUCCGAACAGCACCGAUAGACAUCCCGAACCUUUCUCUCACAUACUGACCCUACUGAAGCCGUAUACCCAGUAUGCUUACUAUGUGAAGACUUACACUAUAGCCACGGAGAGAUCGGGCGCGCAGAGUAAGCUCGAAUAUUUUACUACACUGCCGGACGCACCUAGCCCGCCCAGAGCCCUGUCGAUCUGGAGUAAUUCCAGCAGCGAGAUGGUUAUGUCUUGGCUUCCGCCGCUCCACAAAAAUGGGAAUUUGACGGAAUAUCGUAUCAUCGGUCGCUUGGAACCGGACGACCCGAAUUUCAUCGAUCAAAGGGACUACUGCGAAGAACCUUUAACAUUGCCCGAGAAGAAACCAAUAUCUGUCAUGGCCGAGGAAGAAAGAAAACGCGCCGAGGAAGAGAAGGAGUUGGCGAAAUCACCUGAGACCACUUCGUGCAUCUGUGCUGACCGCGAAAUGGCAGAUCAAUCGAUCCGUGAAAAAGAAGUUUCCAGUUCGAUCGCUUUUGAAAACGCCUUGCACAAUCAGGUCUACGUCAAACGAAUGAUGAACGCGCGCCGAAGACGCGACACUAGCGAAAUGCUAGUUGCGGCAAGUCUAGGUCAAAUCAGCGAGGAGAAGGAGAAGGAUGCUACGAAAGUAGUGAAUGGCACAGUCAUAAUGUUCGACAAAAGAGUACCAUUUACGAAUCUUACUUUGGUCAUGAGAAACCUUCGACACUUUGCCGCGUACAAUAUCGAGAUUCAAGCAUGCAGAGAACGAGUUGGAAACGAGACGAAAAAAAAGAAUUGCUCGACGAAGAGCAUGAAAACGUAUCGUACGUUUGCUAUGGAGAGCGCAGAUAAUAUUCCACUCAACACUUUCCGGCUGUCUAUUUCUGGCGAAAAUAAUAAUAGUCUUACUGCGGUUACAUUGUAUUGGGACGAGCCGCCUCAACCGAAUGGCCUAAUUGUCGCGUAUCAGAUUGAAUACAAAAGAGUGGACAUAAAAAAUAUAAAAUCAAUGAUAAUAUGCGUUACAAGACGUGAGUUCACCAAGAGGGAUAAUUCGUACAUUUUAAAAGACCUUUCUGCUGGAAAUUAUUCUGUAAAAGUGCGAGCUACGAGUUUAGCCGGAAACGGCGCAUACACCGAAGUGAAAUAUUUUUAUAUUCCGGAAUCUGGCACGAUCAGUAAAUUUCAGAUUAUCCUAUUUUCAAUAUUGGGCUGUGUCCUACUCAUUCCUAUGACAUGGAUAGCACACUGCAUAUAUAAGAAAAAAUCAAUGCGGAAUGUGCCUAGCAUGAGGCUUAUCGCGACGGUGAAUCCAGAAUACGUGAGCACGAGUUACGUGCCGGACGAAUGGGAAGUGCCGAGAAAGAAAAUUCAAUUGUUGCGAGAAUUGGGAAACGGCUCUUUCGGCAUGGUGUAUGAAGGAAUAGCCAAGGACGUAAAAGGCAAAUCGGAAGUACAGUGCGCCGUGAAAACUGUAAAUGAAAACGCAACCGACCGCGAACGAAUAGAGUUCCUUAACGAAGCGUCCGUUAUGAAGGCUUUUCAUACCCAUCACGUGGUCAAAUUACUGGGUGUGGUAUCGCAGGGCCAACCUACAUUGGUAGUUAUGGAGUUGAUGGUGAACGGCGAUCUGAAAACGUACUUGAGAAGCCACCGACCAGACGUUUGCGAGAACUCCAAGACACCUCCAACGUUGAGAGACAUUUUGCAAAUGGCGAUUGAGAUUGCGGACGGCAUGUCUUAUCUCUCUGCGAAGAAAUUUGUCCAUAGAGAUUUGGCCGCUCGCAAUUGUAUGGUGGAUGACAAACUGACCGUGAAGAUUGGUGAUUUUGGCAUGACGAGAGACAUAUACGAAACUGAUUACUACAGAAAAGGAUCCAAGGGGCUUUUACCUGUCAGAUGGAUGGCACCGGAAAGUUUAAAAGAUGGCGUAUUCACCAGCUUUUCUGACGUUUGGAGCUACGGAGUCGUUCUGUGGGAAAUGGUAACGCUAGCUUCGCAGCCGUAUCAAGGCUUGUCAAACGAUCAGGUAUUGCGCUAUGUGAUUGAAGGAGGGGUUAUGGAACGACCGGAAAAUUGUCCUGACACGCUAUAUAACUUAAUGUGGCGUACCUGGAAUCAUAGAUCCUCGAAAAGACCUACCUUUAUAGACAUUGAGACGCAGUUAUUGCAAGAGAUGAAUAUAGAAAACUUUGAAAAAAUUAGCUUUUUCCACAGCCCGGAAGGAAUCGAAGCUCGAAAUCAAAAUAGUUCACAUUCACCGCAAAAUGAAGAUUUAGAAAUGGUUGCUCUACAAGACCUGCGGGAGGAAGAACUCGAGGGAGGAGAGGAUUCGCCACUGCGUCAAGACUUUGGUGACUUUGCAAGUUUUGAGCCUUGCAAUAUUAAAAAUACUUUAAGUCCACGAUACGGAAUAAAUUCAUACGGUGAAACUUCUAAUGCUACUUCCAAUUUCCAUGACAUGAACUCUUCAGAAGUACCUAAAGCUGGAUUUGACGAAUUUGGUGGCAUAUCCGGAGAUUCGCUAGUAUCUAGUAAGGACACAUUGAACUCGCCUUACGUAGAAGGUAGCCUUAAAUCAGUCAGGAGUUCGCCUUUUAUAUAUAAGAAAAGCACAUCCCGCAGUAACAUAAGUCAAGCGUCUUUGGGAAAGUCUGUGAGUCCGCAAGGUUUAGUCAGGCAAAACUUUCUCGACAGCCCAAAUUCGUCUAAGCCUCAAAGUGAUCCCGAUUACGAAAAUAGUCCCGAAAUAAUGUCGGGUCUCGAAAAGAAGAUUAGUCCGUUGCACAUAGAGUUUGCAUCUAUGGACGCUACAGACAUUGAGAUUAACGGUGACAAAAAGGACAGCAAGUACACGGCUGAUUACGUGAACAAACCGGAAACGUUGAAUAACGGUUACAUUGGUAAUACAACCACGUAGUUUCAAUAAUUCUCUCUAUCAGCAUCCGCGGUGUGAAACAAAUCGUAUAUACGAUAAUUCGAAAUUAUAUUCUUUGGGACGAAUCGAUAUAUUCCAACAAAAAGGCAGUGUCUGUGCCAAAUUUUUGAGCAUACUGGAUUAGAGUUUUGAACGGAUCACAUUUGAGCUAUGUUUUAUAUACAUGAGAGGAGGAUGUUAGUGUUCUAGACUAACGUAAGUUAUACUUGUAAGUGUAUAUUUUAAGUGUCUAGACGUAACCAAGAGUGCAGGUCCUAACAAACCAGUGGAGUUUUCUCAUACGGGUGUUACCAUGUCUUAAUUCCGUCUCUGUAAAUGUAAUUAACAUCGCUACGCGUGUACAGCUAAUUACAUGUUUGUUGUGCUGCGAUGCAUGUUGGAAAACGGAUAGCGGAUAUAUUUAUAUCAGAUACUGUCUUUUUGAAGUUAUCGCUGUAAUAUACGUUAAUAUAGAGAAUUUAGCUUACUGAAGAUCCGUUAUCAUGGAGUUAGAAACAGCUGCGGUUCAAACCAAACGUCUCUCCUGCAAAAUUGGGCUGACAUGAAAAACAUGCCAAGAUAUACCUGUCAGAUGCAUGAUGUCCGUUGACAAACACGUGGCAGUCCCUCUUCCCAUUAACUCUCUAGUGUGUAAGCGCGUAUCAAAGAAUUAAGCAGGUAUUCAUUACUUGUACCAUAGAUUUCCUCUUCAAUUUUCAGUCGCAAAGUACGCUAAUUUUUAUUAUAAGUAAUCAUAUAUUUAGCACAUCGAUUUGCUUUCCCAACGUUUACAGUAAGUUUAGUAAACCAAAGUGGCAAUUAGGUCGACUACCGCGUUGGUACGACAUUUUGUUCACAGCAAAGAGACCACAUUUUAUAAAUUUUGUGAAUUAUGCCUAGUCGCCACUUUGCACGAUUUUAGGCUUUGAAUACUAUAAUAACAGAUUCAAUAUUUGUUGGAAGAUAUAUAUUUGUGGAGGGUGGUUCAGAAUAAGUGUAUCGACUUAGCAAGUAUAUAUCGCGUUCCUUUAAUUUAUAAAUUUCUAUUAUAUUUAUAUUUUCUACGUUGUUUUAACGUUUUUGACUUCAUUGUAUCAACUGAUUCAAGAACUCUGAAUCCACCAAUUACUCGACGUGUAUGGCAGGAGAAUUAGAGAGUAAGGACCUUUUCAAGAAAGUCAAAUUUUCAGUAGUGAAUGUUUGGUUGAUAAGCGUUUGCGAUAUAGUCUGCAAAGAGUUUGUAAUCCCAAGUAAUUAUUUUAAUACUUUUAUUGUAAUUAUAGUAAAAUCUUAAACGAAAACAAUAUUAGUCUCUAGUCUUUAUACACGAAAUUAAUAUUGUUACAUUUUAAUUUCGAAACUAUCAUGAUCAAAUGUUAUGCUAGCGAUAUUAAUUUGAAUGGCGCCCUACUCUCGUUUCUUAUUCCGUGUAUUUAGAUAAUCUAACGAAAAUAGAAAUUCAACAAAGAGUAUAAAGCAAAACUGUACUGUGUGUUUAAAAAGUUUCAGGAUUGAGUACAUUUUUCUAACGAUCAUAACGUGCAGAAAGACACUUAAUUUAAUGUUUAUUUGUCUUCGUUUUUAUUGAAUUCAAAUAGCGCAUUAAAUUAAAUAUUGUAUUUUGCGAACAAAUAAUUAGUUUUUUUCAAAAAAUUUGUUCAAUUAUCGUUGUUUUAGUUCUGAAAUGUUUUCAACAUACCUUGCUCAUACGAUAUAAGCUAUGUGUUUACUAUUUCGUGGAGCUGGCACAUGAAAUCGCGCUUCGCCUCUCUGAUAUCUCUUAAGGAGUCAUAUCUCUCACUACUUAUUAAUAUCACUUUUAUAAAGAUUUAUCGUGCAAUUUACAGUAUCAUAAAUUUACAGGCUCUACAUCGUGCAAUAGAAUCAACCGCUGCUUACGCUUUAUAAGCGAAUAUAGCAACUCAUAGUAUCGCUUACAUACAAUAUCGCCCUUAAUCCGUCAUGCAGUGAUUUCUGCGUCGCUCCACGAAAUAAAUGAUGAAAUUCAGAGGCAUACAUCGUGUUUUUUAGUAGAAACGAGAGACCGUAGACUGUCUUAGAGCCCAGUGAGAAACAAGAUUGAUGACGGACAAAAAGUUGAACCCUGGUGUAAUCAAUGCAGUCGCGAGACAAAUAAUAAUCGGUCGAAUCCUAAUGGAAUGAGCUAAGGAAACAAUUGUAAUACGAGCAACGCAACGCGAUGCAAUUGAGACUACACAUAAACGAGCCUGUAACACAAGACUGAUUAGCUAAUCCUACUAUACAUCCGUAAUCUCUCAGUAAGUUAAAGAUACAAGACACAAAAUGGUAGAAGUUUCAUAUCCCCUAACACCUCGAUUGGUUUACUUCAUUUAUUGUUCUCGCCGUGCAUCCACUUGACGAUACAUUGCGCAGUUCAUUUCGAGAUUUCUUAAUUAUAUGCGAUUCAUGGUUGUUUCUCGUUCCUACGACGUCGCGCACAUAUCGUUGUGUCACUUUGGUUCCCCUGCUUGUCGGAACAGGUGUUAAGUAUAUGGGGUUGUCUGUUUCUGAACGAGAAUCUGUGUUUAAUGUUGACGUUUUUAUAUAAUUCGGAGGGAUGCAUUUUCUUGAAAUUAUUCAACCUUUGUCCAUUUAGACGAUUAAGGCUCAAAUCAGACUUCUCUCAAAAUAAAACGGUAGGCCCUGUUAUCCAUUUACAUUGUUAUUUUAUUUGAUUAAACUUUAUUACUUAAACGUGUAGUUCGCGCAAAUUUUUCUCCCCGGAAAAAUAACCGUUUGAAAAUUGACUUUAGAUUGAUCAAAAUAUUUUUUAACGGAGUAAUACAUUAAUCUCAAGAUACCCUAUAUAUCAACGACUAAAGUACCAGUGACCUAAUAGCAAGUACCUAAACGCUAUUCGAAAUAUUUAUAUAUAUUAUACGUUGGAUAAGUCGCGCGAUAUCGCAGGUGUACAGACGUGUAAGACAAUGUCAAAAGUAUAAGAGAAGAAAUUUAUGUAAGUUGCAGGAAAGAUACAAAUCUUCUAGGACAUGCCGUCGCUAUCUUUAAUGCUGUUUUUCGCUCUCUCUUUCUUUGAAGUGUUCAAUAUUUCAUCCUUUUUUUUCUAUUCUUAGCAGCUCUAGAUUAACGAUCACGCGAUUAUUCGUUCCCAUUUUCAGAUGUCCAAAAAUUCUGUUCACUAGCGAAGUGCCAAGCUAAGCUAUACUUAUUUAUUGAAAAGUUGUUAUUCUUCUGACUGAGAGCACCGAUUGUAUAUCGUAACAGCUUGAACUCUUGACCGAAUAAUCGGACUACAUCGCGAUCGUGUACUUAUAGCCUUGGAUCCAUACCAAAACCAUUUUUUGCCCCUCGCUACUCUGCCGGGUUCAUUUAACGUAUAAAUAUUUGUGUUUUUUUUUCUGUUUAGAUUAAACUUUUUCGGAAGAAAUUUAAUGCGUUCCAGAAGGCGGUAAAAACAAGGGUAUACACGAUAAAGAAGCACGAUUGAUGACAGAUAUACCAUUGAUCGCCACGGCAAAUGUAUCAUAAUAAUAAGCCUCGCGCUCGUAUUCUGAAGUAUUUAAUGUAAUAACGAAUGAAAGCAGUUAACGCUUAGACCACAUGUACAUGUACUACAUAUGAAGUAAAUAUGGUAAGUAAGAUUAACACGAAAAUGUUUCCUAUACGACCGCGAGUCUCGGUAUCAUAAGAACGGCGUGCGAUCGUGCUAAUUUAGGCCUAUAGUUCGAUAGCUCUGUAAUAUAAUAAUCUAGGAUUAAGAUAGUACGUAAACAGUGUCUGGAAAUUGUAUAACUGUAAAAUGCAGAGAUGUGCCUGUUGACGCGCAUAUUGAGCGAUUUAAUAAAUGUGUGACUCGAUAUAUUCACUUGAACAUACGUAAAUUGUGUAAGACGGUGGUUUAAGGAUGUAAGCCAAUGCGCCGAUAUCAAUGUACAUCUGUAUCAAUGAUGAAAAAAUGUUUGAAGAAUAUCGGACAUAACGCAGAAGAACCGCAUUUUUCUUUCGUUGUAGAAAUUAAGUGAAGUGCUGCAUACUCUGACCGCGUCCGUGCGUGAAUAAUUAGUCUCCCGGUGUUUGUUUUUUCCUCGACUGAAGCAUAACUAUUCAUGUCGAAACGUCGAGGAGGCAUAUUGACAUAGGAUUACUCCAUCUCGAUCCGCAAUUUUUUUUGUAUUUAUUCUGUAAAUGAAGCUAAUUUAGAGCGCAAUCGCAGCUCGAGAAACUAUGAGUCGAUAACUUAAUGGACUUUUUUGCAUUUUAGCAAAUAUAUGAGUAUUGCGGUGACUCAAUUCUUUUUGCAACUGAUAUCACGCCCUUCAUACUUUGAGAUUAUUAUCAAUUUUUGGACAUAUGUUGAUUUUAGGAGGUCUUAAUCGAUAUUUUGGUUAUUAAUUUUUUGUUACGGAUUAAUCUUUAGCGCCUAUAUUUAAAUAAAAGAAUCUUCCAGAAUGAAACAAGGCUCUGAUUAUGAAAUUACUUCUGUCUUAUGAUGAAAAUGACUUUGAUUAUAGUGUCGUGUCAGCUUUCAGAUUUUCGUUCGAAUAUUAAACUCUGUUCGCAAAUAGUUCCUUUCUUUACUGUUUCUACAUUUACAUGUAGCUGAGAUCUCUAUUUCUUCUAUCGUGUGUAUUGCAUAGCAUACGUGUAUCAUUAUAUACUCAUAUAUAUAUAACAAAAAAAUAUGUUCUACCAUUCAAUCCACACACAUUAACUACUUUUUACUUUACAAUAGAAGUUACUUCCAACUACAUAACUGCUCAAUAGAUUGCUCAAGUUCUAUAACGAUUUAACAAUAAGAUAGCACCAUAAAACAAGUAACGAAUCACGCACCAAUAUUUUACAUCACGUUGCAUAAAAAUAUAAGGAAUCCGAGAGUCUUCAAAUUAUUACUGAAUUUCAGAAUAAUUAAUCUAAGUAACAUUUUUAUGAAUUUGCAAAUGUUUUAAUGGUUUAUUUUACGCUUUGGCAGCUUAUAAUUUAUAGACAACGAUUUAACUGUUGGCAAAAAUCGAAAAAAUAUCUUCCGUUUUUAUAUACAUUGCUAUAAAAAUCGAUUUCUUUUAUUAGAAUUGCACAUAUUUGAGCGACGUCCAGUUGUUCCUAUCGUAAGGACAUCGAUGCUAUUUUUAUCAGACUGUGUUAUACAGCAGCCCGUAUUUAUCGUUAAUUGUACGUGUUUUCUGUGCUUAUCGCAGCUAUCACUCAUAUGCACUUAUUUAAAUAAUAAAUAUUGUUUCAGCGCUCAUACGUAGUACCGUAACAAUAUAUUACGUAGAUUUAUUUUUUACGGUUAUGUAGAGAAAACGAAACGUUCAGGAAUAUUUCGUUUGUCCAAACGAUGAUCGAUGCUGCCUUAUUCAAACUGCUAAGAAUAAAUAAAGUCACCAAUAACGCAACGAAUGCUCAAACGAUUAAUUUGCAAUUUGCAAAUUACGAAUGUAAUAGAAGCAAAGUUGUCUUGUCAAUUUACGAUCAGCUGUGAUACAGAUGUGCAAAGAGAAUAAAUCGGUAAAUUUUUUCUCUUUUUCGCUAGAUGCUUCUCAGCGACGUUUUGUGCACCGGUUCAGCCUCCAAAUGUUUGUAAAUAGCGCUUCGACUAAUUUACAACAAAGCCGUGAGCAAAUGUACGAAUUGCACGCGAGACUGUAUGACUUUAGGCUAUGAGAUGUGGAUGUAUAAUAGUUUGAUGUAAUAAUGGACAGAAGUGUGUUUAUAGUACGUUAAAUAAAAUCAAUACAUAUUAUUUAACAGGAUACGUAUCCAUUCGUACGCAGAGCUUCCUUUAACGAAGAUCGCGAAUGAUGAAGAAAAGAGUAGAGAAGCACUCGCGUCAUUUCUUUUCAAAAAUAUAUGUCGAAAAAUGUUUUUAUCGCUGCUGUCGAGCUCUGUAAAUUCGAAUGUAUGCUAGUUCUUUGUCGCAGUCAUUAAAUGGAUUGAAUAGCCUCCGAUAUACCGUUGCGCGUUAUUCUCUCGUAAACAGGAGGAUGCGAAAUUAAAGAUUAGCCUAACGUCUUUUCAUACGUAACGCUGCGAUGAUAUAUGAGCCGCUUACGAUAAGGUGGUGUAUAAUCUGGUUUUGAAAUGCAGAAUUUCAUGAGAAUUAAUUAUAUCUAAUGUUAAUGAUAAAUCGUCAUUAUUUAUUAUGUAUAUCAAUUGAUACAAAGCUUAUAUCAAUUAAUAUAAACUCACAUCGAACGAUUUUGAUACUGUUUUCAAAACAAAUAGAUUUACAUCACUUUGAAAAUAAAUACGAAAAUGAAUAAUA
Molecule: messenger RNA, 12809 nt
Organism: Linepithema humile (Argentine ant)
Lineage: Eukaryota; Metazoa; Arthropoda; Insecta; Hymenoptera; Formicidae
Gene: InR-2
Product: insulin-like receptor
Biological process (GO): multicellular organism development; positive regulation of MAPK cascade; cell surface receptor protein tyrosine kinase signaling pathway
Cellular component (GO): axon; plasma membrane; insulin receptor complex
Molecular function (GO): insulin receptor activity; ATP binding; insulin receptor substrate binding
Source: RefSeq, a predicted model, not a curated record